Oncorhynchus tshawytscha (Chinook salmon) is the source of this 1202-nucleotide messenger RNA. RefSeq names its product red-sensitive opsin-like. Gene Ontology annotation, cellular component: membrane; photoreceptor outer segment. The record is from RefSeq and is a predicted model, not a curated record. Gene Ontology annotation, molecular function: G protein-coupled receptor activity. Lineage: Eukaryota; Metazoa; Chordata; Actinopteri; Salmoniformes; Salmonidae. Gene Ontology annotation, biological process: phototransduction; G protein-coupled receptor signaling pathway; visual perception. The transcript is spliced from 6 exons. Bases 34 to 1095 code for a protein of 353 amino acids.
UCAACUUCACUAGCUCCUAUUAACCGGCCCAGGAUGGCAGAGCUAGGAGUGUUUGCUGCAAGGAGACAAGAAGAUACAACCAGAGAAUCAGGCUUCGCCUACACCAACAGCAAUCAUACCAAAGAUCCUUUUGAGGGCCCCAACUACCACAUUGCUCCAAGAUGGGUGUACAAUAUCUCAACACUCUGGAUGCUCUUUGUGGUCGUCGCCUCAACCUUCACCAACGGCCUGGUACUGGUGGCCACUGCCAAAUUCAAGAAGCUCCAACAUCCUCUCAACUGGAUCCUGGUCAACCUGGCAUUUGCCGACAUUGCGGAGACUCUUUUGGCGAGCACCAUCAGCGUUUGCAACCAGAUGUUUGGCUACUUUAUUCUUGGACACCCAAUGUGUGUAUUUGAGGGAUUCACCGUCGCCACAUGUGGUAUUGCUGGUCUGUGGUCUCUGGCUGUCAUCUCCUGGGAGAGAUGGGUGGUGGUGUGUAAGCCCUUUGGAAAUGUCAAGUUUGAUGCUAAAUGGGCCAUGGGAGGUAUAAUCUUCUCCUGGGUCUGGUCUGCUUUCUGGUGCGCCCCUCCUAUCUUCGGCUGGAGCAGGUACUGGCCUCAUGGACUGAAAACGUCCUGUGGACCUGAUGUGUUCGGAGGUAAUGAGGAUCCUGGAGUCCUGUCAUACAUGAUCGUUCUCAUGAUUACAUGUUGCUUCCUGCCCCUGGGAGUGAUCGUCUUCUGCUACCUGUUUGUGUGGAUGGCCAUCCGUGCCGUUGCCGCGCAGCAGAAAGACUCUGAGUCAACGCAGAAGGCUGAGAAGGAAGUAUCCAGGAUGGUUGUUGUCAUGAUUUUUGCUUACUGUGUAUGCUGGGGACCUUACACAGCCUUUGCCUGCUUUGCUGCGGCUAACCCUGGGUAUGCUUUCCACCCUCUGGCUGCUGCUCUGCCUGCCUACUUUGCCAAAAGCGCCACCAUCUGGAAUCCAGUGAUCUAUGUCUUCAUGAAUAAACAGUUCCGUACGUGCAUCAUGCAGCUCUUUGGCAAGGUAGAAGAAGAUGGCUCGGAGGUGUCUACAUCAAAAACAGAGGUUUCCACCGUGGCACCUGCAUAAACCCCCAGACAACGUUGUACCUCUUGGAAACAAAUUAUGAACGUUCUGAGAUAUUCCACAUGGGACUUUUUCAAAUGUACAGUACAAAUUCUCAGGAGAAUAUUAAG